Folsomia candida is the source of this 2753-nucleotide messenger RNA. Its product is annotated as nibrin. Gene Ontology annotation, molecular function: damaged DNA binding; protein binding. Gene Ontology annotation, cellular component: Mre11 complex. The record is from RefSeq and is a predicted model, not a curated record. Gene Ontology annotation, biological process: mitotic G2 DNA damage checkpoint signaling; double-strand break repair via homologous recombination. Bases 268 to 2664 code for a protein of 798 amino acids. The transcript has 11 exons. Lineage: Eukaryota; Metazoa; Arthropoda; Collembola; Entomobryomorpha; Isotomidae.
UCUUCUCUCCGGUCUUUGUUUUAUUUCACUCUAAUUUGACUAAUUAUCUCCCAAAUAGUUAGCAAAUAAUUAACAAUUUAGACUUAUCUGACAAUAGUUAUCUGAGUAGGGAAUCUCACUCACCUUUAAUCGCAUGACUGACUAAAUAGACCAGUUUUCUAGAAACUGGUGGUGCUUGAUUGAUUAAUAAGUUUGCGUAGACAACGAAUAUUCGUACGGAAAAGUUUUUCGAACAGUUUUCUGCAGGGCAGAACAUAGUUAAGCAAAAUGCUCAAAAUAAUAUGCACGAGCUCAGAAAAACCAAGACAAUUUGUCUUGACGGUCGGUAAAAAAUACAAAGUUGGGAGGAAGGAUUGUAGCAUUGAUUUUCCAGAUGAUCAGUCCAUCAGCCGACAUCAUGCAGAAAUUGUUGUUGAGCACCCCAUGGCGAAUAUGACGGACCCACUUCUCACGCCCACCGUUGUCGUUACAGAUGUGGGAAGCAAGUUUGGAACGUUUGUGAAUGAUGGAAUUGAGAAAAAGUCAAAAAUGGCUAUGCGAGAAGGUCUCAAUCUUUCGCCAGGCGAUCGAUUCAAAUUUGGAUUGCAGUGGAACGAAUACCGAAUUGAAUAUACUCCACUAAUUGCAAGCGUAUCGGGAUGCAAGGGGGACGAGCUUCACAAAUUGAAAACUACAAUCAUGACUCUCGGUGGACACCUGGUCCCUGAAUGGACAUCAGAGUGCAACCUUUUGGUCAUGGACGACUUAGAGUUGACUGCAAAAGCAGUCUGUGCUUUACUGGCAGCUAAGCACAUCGUCACCCCGGUUUACUUUCAAGACUUGUUGAUGGCCCUAAAAAAUAAUAAGAGGCCUCCAAAUCCUAUCGACUUUCUUCCACCCAAGGGCGACAUGGAAUUAAAUGUUGACGGGACUUUCGAGCCCAUAACGGGACGGUCAAAACUGUUUGCCGACAAGGUUUUCGUCUUUGUUGGGGCGAAACACUUUAACAGGAUGUCCGCGGCUGUCGAAGCAGGAGGUGGAACUGCUAAACUAUUUACAGAUGUCACCAUCAAAGAUCUUUUAAAAGAUAACUACAUAUUGAUGAAGCCUAGUGACACCCAAAACAUCAUCUCUGAUUCAAAGGCCAAGAGUACAAUAGCAAUGUACCAGAAGACGAAACGGUUGAUCCAUGAUUCAGAACUAGGACUGGCAGCUCUGUACUUGAAUGCAAAUUGGCACUGCAAUCCAUACCAUGAAUUCAAUGAUAAUGAAACACUUCCCAAGCUACCACAGACUCAAAACUUGGAUAAAAAUCCCGUUCUUGUUCCACCCACGCAGGAUAUGGAGACCCAGUUAUCGGAUACUACAAAAUCUAAUAGACGCAAUGUCGUGGAAGAAACUAUUCUCGAAGACAAAGCACCUGGAAGAAACCCUAAAGUAAAAACAGAACGGACGACGGAAAGCGAACCCCCAUCGAAGAAAAGACCUGCUGAAGAAUCAUUGCCAAGAACCGCUAGAGAGAAACGUCUUCGACAAGCAGCGGCUCCACGAGGAUUAAGUUCCAUAUUUGGAUUUAGUGAUGAUGAAGACGAUGACGAGGAAAUUAUAAUUCCAGACUCUCCACCACCACCAAAGACUUACAGUAUUAUGGAGUCGUCUAUGCAGGGAACUCAGGAACCAGAUAAUUUGAAUACUUCUGACAUCGCUCAUCCACCGCCUCGUUCUCCUGACAUGUUUGAAAGCCAUCCUCCAGUCUUCAAAUCUCCUGAGCGAAGAGCGACACGCUCAAGUGCUCGAACUUCCCCACAAGUCGCAGUAAUUGAACCGGUCGUGGCACCCACAUCACCCGUAUCCAGUCGGUCCACUGGGCGAAACAAACGAAAGAUUGAUGUGUCCCCAGAGACAUCGCCCGUCAAAAUUGAACCUCAAUCUGGGAACAAGAAACAAAAGUCAAGCAAGAAACAGUCAAAGGUUGACAGUGAAAAUUUGGUAGAGAAAGCAGAGAAGUUGACAAUUAAGUCAGAUAUUAAGGAUGAAGAGAAGAAUGACGGUGACGAUCUGCCCAAGCCUGUCGAAGUACUCGAGCGGUUGCUCAAAGGACCCAAGAUUAAACCAACACUUCAAGUCGUUAAUGGAAAAACUAUCCUGAAUUUCAAACAGUUUAAAAAGGUUUUACCACUCGGAAUGCAGCAAAACAAUGCAAGCACUGCCAGUGAAUCGUCGCGAUCGUCCCGAUCAUCGCGUCUGGCUGGUGGGACGAACGUCUCCAAUCGAAGCUUCCAAUUGACUUUCGAGGUCUUUGAGUACUCUCCACGACCAGGUGGCCACAAAGAUGCUGACUCUGAUAGGGGAGAUCGUUACAAUGACUACGACGAUCGAAACGAACGACAACCGCCUCAAAUUAAACGAAGAGUAACGCGAGAUACAGAACCUGCCGAAGAAGUUGAACAAAUGGACGUUUCUCUGCCCCCGUCGUCAAAUGAGAACCCUCCUGAUCCAAGAGCUAGCCGAAGAACAACUCGUGCCACCAAACCAGAGCUGCCACCACCAAAAGAAGAGCCACCGCAGAAGCCCAGCGAAUCGGGACGAGCUUCACGAAGUCAAACCAAGAAGGCCAUUGCCAUUACACAAGUAUUAAUCUCCGAUGACGAAGAUGAAGCUGGGGAUGAUUUGUUCCAAUUUUAGCUAAUAUUGAUAAACAAACUAGGCAUAUCUAUAUCAUAUGUCUUACUACUAAAACUCGUGCAAAAAUAAAUUAAACCUCGCACCCCGUA